Micropterus dolomieu (smallmouth bass) is the source of this 4611-nucleotide messenger RNA. It is a transcript of the gene epb41l5, whose product is annotated as erythrocyte membrane protein band 4.1 like 5. The record is from RefSeq and is a predicted model, not a curated record. The transcript has 26 exons. Gene Ontology annotation, molecular function: cytoskeletal protein binding. Gene Ontology annotation, cellular component: cytoskeleton. NCBI's taxonomy places the organism in Eukaryota, Metazoa, Chordata, Actinopteri, Centrarchiformes, Centrarchidae. The coding region runs from base 208 to 2562 and encodes 784 amino acids.
CGCUUCGCCUCCUACUUUUUGUUGGGACCUGGGAGAGAACAUUAUCCCGCAGAGGUGGGGGGAAAACAGAAGAAAGAGAAACAGGUUGGACAUGUACGGGGUUGCUGUUUAGUCGUCUACAAUGCAAGCGGACGUGCUUUCACCGUGAUUUCGUACGAGGAGGUUUUUGUCUGGUAGUGUAACCCUCCCUCUCCCCCACCCCCCAAAAUGCUGAGUUUCCUGCGCAGGACGCUGGGGCGACGCUCCGUCCGCAAACAUGCAGACAAAGCCCGUUUACGGGAGGCCCAGCGUGCCACGACUCACAUCCCUGCAGCUGGGGAUGCAAAGUCUAUCAUCACCUGCCGCGUAUCCUUACUGGACGGGACAGACGUCAGUGUUGACCUGCCGAAAAAAGCCAAAGGUGAGGAGCUGUUUGACCAGAUCAUGUACCAUCUGGACAUCAUAGAGAAAGACUACUUUGGACUGCGCUUCAUGGACUCGGCGCAAGUGCCGCACUGGCUUGACAUUACAAAAAGUAUCAAAAAGCAAGUAAAAAUUGGCCCACCAUACUGCCUUCACAUGAGAGUAAAGUUUUACUCCUCAGAACCGAACAACCUGCACGAGGAGCUCACCAGAUACCUUUUUGUUUUACAGCUAAAGCAAGACAUCCUCAGUGGCAAGCUAGAGUGUCCAUUCGACACAGCGGUUGAGUUGGCCGCCUUCUCGAUGCAGGCUGAGCUAGGUGAUUGUGACCCAUUAGACCAUCAUCUGGACCUGGUGUCAGAAUUUCGCUUCAUCCCCAACCAGACAGAGGACAUGGAGCUGGCCAUAUACAACAAAUGGAAGGAGUGCAGAGGUCAGACACCAGCCCAAGCUGAAAUCAACUACCUGAAUAAAGCCAAGUGGCUAGAAAUGUAUGGGGUGGACAUGCAUAUGGUCAAGGCAAGAGAUGGUAAUGAGUACAGUCUGGGUUUGACUCCAACUGGAGUUCUGGUAUUUGAAGGAGAAACCAAGAUUGGGCUCUUCUUCUGGCCCAAGAUCACUUGCCUGGAUUUCAAGAAGAGCAAACUGACGCUUGUGGUUGUGGAAGAUGAUGAACAGGUGAACGGCAAAGAACAGGAGCACACUUUUGUCUUCAGGAUGGACCACCCCAAGGCUUGUAAGCACCUCUGGAAGUGUGCGGUGGAACACCAUGCUUUCUUUAGGUUGAGAGGGCCAGUACAGAAGAACUCUGCACGCUCUGGAUUCAUACGCAUGGGGUCACGCUUCAGAUACAGUGGAAAGACGGAGUAUCAGACAACCAAGGCCAAUAAAGCAAGGCGCUCGGCCUCCUUUGAGAGAAGGCCCAGUCGACGUUACUCCAGAAGAACCAUGCAGAACAGAGGGGCAUUCAAUCCCCAUGAGGUUAUUUCCUCGGGCAAUGGAGUCAGUUCCCACAAAGACAACAAGGUUUCCUCCAGUACAGGUGCCAGGUCAGCCGUGCCUGUGGUCAGCCCGGUAGCUGCUUCUGCCUGUGGACCAAUGGAAAUCGAGGCUCUACCCAGGAGUCCUGGAGGAGAAAAGAGGAGUAUGCCCAUGGUUGCUGACCUGAUGGAGACGUGCAUUGAUGAUGUCCUCAGUGCUCCUGUCGUUCCCACAGUGACUGCUUUAGAUGAGGCCGGACCAAGCAACGCCUAUGCUGCUUCCCCCUGUGUCACCAGGGAAGAUCCUCUCCCCCUCACUGAAGCAGCGUCUCGUCUAAAGCAGCUGGCGUUGGAGAGCAGUCCGCUUCUGGCUGCUCCAAGGAAUAACAUCAAUGUCAAUAUGGCCAUGAACAAUCUGGAGGAUGUGGUGAAGAUCACAGAGAAGUGUGGUCUGAGCAGUACAGGCAAUAGUCCAGUCGUCACUCCACUGCGCACCCCAGAGGAUCUGAAGAGUAACAUCCUGAAAGCACAAGCCGAGGCUGCUGCCCUCAAGGGAUCUCUGGAGGAACAAGUUGUAAUGGUUGGAGAUAAAAAUUGUAACUUGCAUGAAGCUUCUGCCAGGUUGAAGGUGCGUACCGGGCGAAUGGGCAGUAACACAUCACUGUCCGUUAGCAGUCGCCCUGACAUCCAAGACUCAUGGGACCUGCUCAAGCCAUCCUCACUGGUCUCAUCGGCAGGAACCAGUGCGGAGAGGCUAGCUGAAGAUUUAAACCCUGGUGUUCCCAAGAUGCCCUCUGAAUCUGCCAGCGACAGCACGGCACCAAAGGUUAAAGCAGAGGAAGGUGACAUGCACAAGACCGCCCCACUGUCUGAAAACCUGAUCGAUUUCACAGAUCCAACUCCUGUGCUACCACCAGUGCAGCAGCCCAAACCGGUCAUCACACCUCGCUGGAUCAUUCCUACAGCUGCUCCUCCUGGCGCCUUUACUAACGGCCUGCUCGACCUUGACCCCCCUGCUAAGGUCAUCCCUCUUCUCCCUGCAGAUGGGGGAGCAGCUCUCACCCCAGCCCUCCCCCACCUCGCUCACGCACGUAACACCAACUCCGCCAGCACUGUGGGUCAACAGCCAGCCUCGGAGGAUGGAGCCAAACCCAGAGGUCUCCUGACCACUGAGCUCUGAUGGAGGAAUGAGGAGCAGCCAACGUUGUCGGCCUCCCUGACUGCUUUCUCACCUCACCUCAUCACACCCAUCCCCCUCCCAUCCACACACAAGCAAGCUGGGCCAGGUGUGCUGAACACUGAGGGCUAAGAGGAAAGUUGAACCAGGGAAGAGGCAGCUUACAAGCACCACAAACACAUACUGAACAAACUGAACUAAGUAAACAGGAAAAUAAUAGGACUAUGAUACAGUUUUUCAUGAUAACAUGACACAAAGCCUAGUGUUUGUAAAAUACUCCAGUAUUUUAAGAAUUUUAAGAAACAUUUUAAGAACACCCAACUUGUGAAUCUCCUGUUUGAGUUCUCUGUCAUUGACCUCCCAUUUGCGUAAUCCAUCCAGUCAACCACACCUUUCUGAGAACUAGCACCAACUCCUUGUAGAUGAAAAGUCUUGUUGUUCAACUUGGUUGCUACAGAGUUCGGGUUGGGACUGACACACUACAAUCUCAUGACACUGUAAGGUGCGUAGCAUAACAGCAUCCACCGCUGGCUUAUGACUUAAAGGGUAGGUUGUCUCUUCUAGUGCUGCUUUCCUCCCCCUGUUUUUUGAAUGGUGCUGUUUUAUCACUGGUAAUUCACACCACUGGAUCCCUGCUACUAUGAGCUUUUCUGUACACAGAUUACACAGCAUGUAGAGCUGCUGAGGUACACUGGAUGAAGGACUAAAAAGAGAAAUCUACAAAAAAGAAAGACGCUUAAAAUCUUUAUUCUAAGAGAUAAAAAAAAAACCCUGGACUCUUGACUCGAUGAAACAUGCGGAUAUGAUGCUGCACUGUCCUCGUAGCACACUACAAACCUUUUUUGUUAACCCAGUCAAUAGAAAAUGUGAAACUCGUCUGUUGGCAGCCACUGGAUAUGAAACCUUCACUGGAUUAUCUUUGCAACACUGGACCUUGAAAGAACGUUUGACAAAGGAGGACAACUGAUGUUUUUAUUACCCUGCUCUUAAUUUUUAUCUUUAUUGAUGUUUUAAUUUGCCCAUCGCAGUACUUUUUUUCUUCUUUUUUUUUCCACCACACGUUUUGGUACCAGCAUCAUGAGGGAUUGUCAGUAAUGAAAGUUAUUUUUUUCUCUCUCUAUGUACAUGUCUACAAUAAUAUGAAAUUUUAACAUUUUGUCUUCUUCCACAUGUGGCAAUUAAUUUUAUCUUCUAAAUCAGCUGUGUAAAUGUGACAAGCGGUUGAAAUUAACUGUGGUCCCAGUUUUUGCAUUACUUAACUGGCUAUCUGAAGCCAUCAUAGACAGUAAUGUGACCCUUAUAGAACGUGGCUCCUGGUAUUAACAUGUUGUAGCUGCUGCCCUGCAUUAUGGAAAUGAAUGUAUUCAAAUGGUCUCAUCUGAGAAUGCUGGACAAGAAGCCACAGUGUGAAAAGUUUUACAACUUGUUAAAUUCACAGUUGCUGAUGUAGUUUAUGACUGGAGGAAACUUGAGAAAAACGUUAAAAGCUGAUUUUGUACAUUUUGAGGCCUAAUUCUACAUUUUGUGAGUUGUCAAUGAAGAAUAUCACAUCUGCUUAAAAGAUAGCAUUUUAUUUUAUUUUUUAUCUCAGUACCCCACUUCAAUCACUAAGUCUGGACUAUUAUUCAAGUUAUGUCUGUAGUUUUUUCAUCGUUAUGUUAUCAUUUUCUGUCUCAAACAAGGGAAGCUGACUGUUUUAUAAUGUCUUCUUAGCAGUGACGGUUAUUUAUGCUACUACUCAGUGUAAUUGUUCAAAUAUUACAUGAUGUCCAAAAGUGUGUUAGCGUACAGUUAUAAAGUAUUGUCAGUAUAAUGGCAUCAGCUGGCUGUAGAUAUGAAGUAGUCUUAUAUAUAUUUUUUUGAAAAUUGUGUUGGCAGUAUUGUUACUACACACCGAGAAGAUUUCAGCAUUGAGGUGUUUUCUAAUUACAAACGAAGUAGGAAAGGUAUCACUGAUUGAACUGAGAUUCUGACGUCUCUAAUGCAAUUUCUAUAUAAACUUUUUUUCUGGAUACCUGAACCAAUGUUAAGUAAAGCUUUGCUACAGUAGGA